AUGGAUGCAGUUCAAAUGCGACAAGUUGCAGUCAUAGACGAUAUCAUUUUCUUUCGAUAUGGAGCGCCAAAUUGGACACGAUCCCGUUUGGAUUGUUCCAUGCAUUGUGCGAGGUAUGAAGGUUUCGCCGGUUUUAACCUUCGGAUGAGGAAGGCACAACACUUUUGUAGGUUUAUGACGUGGUCGCCUUGUCGGAGGAAAGGUGAAUCGCGUGUCAAGGGGGGAAGAGUGUUUGUAAAGAAGCUGCAGGAGCAAGGGAAAGCGAUAAAGCGGAUGAGGUACAAAGAGGUCAAAAUUCGGCCGAGGUUUUUACAUCGAAAUUCAGCAUGUCAGGUACUGUACAACAGCUUGACAAAUGGGUUCAUUUUGGUAGAUUUUCAUCGUCACCGCACAGGCUUUCAUGUUUUGGUAACGAAAGGGGACCGCUACGACACACAGAAACUAUUCUCGAUUUCUAGAAAGUUUUUUGCCUUUAACGUAAUCAAUGGCAACUUAGUGGACUUUCAUUCACUCUGUGUGAUUGACUUUCAAAAGAGGAAAGUCACUGGUUAUUAUUCGGUAGAACAACCAAGUCAGCAAGGAAAAGGGAAAUUUCAAAAAAUAUACCAACUUGCUCGACCCGAUUAUUCUGACCAAGCCUUUGUCGUCUACUCCAUCAGGAGGAAUCGAGCCAAACUUGUAGUGUUUGGUGUUUUUACUGUUGUUGAAGAGAAAGGGAGAGAUCAGGAGAUCAACUAUGUGAACAAAUACGGAAGAGAGCUGGAUGUGUACAUGAACAUUCAUGCAUACACUAUAUUUAAAAUUCACAUCACUGCCACUCAUGAUGUAAUUGUAAAUAUAAAACAUGACAAGUGCAUCUUGCUCUACACAGAAAGAAGCAAUUAUACCCAGAAAAUGACAAUAGGGCCAUUGCGUAUACAUAAUAUUGCUGUCUAUGAAAUGACCACAAUUAUAUUGAUUGCCUUUACAAAGAAAAGCUCGAAGCGAGGGAAACCGGUUGUAAUUGAAUAUCUACCUCUUCCUGAAUUUAUGCCACUUUUUUGGAACUUCCACAAAACAUAUCGGAUGCCAGUAACCAUCACUCGUGAAAAUAUGUUUAUUAUGGCGAAGGACGGUACGUUGGUGUCACUGGAUCGUCAAGGAAGAUCACUAUUAAUCAUGAAAAUCCCCGUUCACAUCAACCUGUAGCCGUCUGGUUGUGUCUUUGUCCGCGCGCAUUUAAGUUAUUUGCGACGAAGGUAAUCAAUACGAAAGAAACUUCUUUGUUUCGCCGCUUCCGUUAAAUGACCAUGACCAUGGAAAUCAGACUGAAACCUACUCUUUAUCUCAAAAGGUUGUUACACGCUGAACCAAAUCCGAAAAUCUGUUUGUCAUGACAAGACUUCACGGCAGAUUGGAGUGAAAAUGUCUCUAUCAUGAUGCAGAACGUGGUGCUGAGGUAUUAAUUCAUCAAGAUCUUAAGGACCCCUUAUAAGAAGGGUGAUAUCAAUUACAGCUACACGAACUUGAUUUUUCGUUUUACCCAGACUGCACACAGAUACGAAUAUUUCGGUUCAGAAUAGGCUAAGCAAAUGGUUCUCUAUAUGCACAUGUUGCCUUGUACAGUUGCAGGGUCAAUAAAAUCAAUAUCGCACUUCGACCAGACCCGACCUAUUGUUAUCCUGUGAGCUGAUAAAUAGCCAUUCACUCCAACUCAUUGCCUCCACACCGCCAAUGGGUAUUGAUUUUGUAAUCAGAUUGGUUUGUGUUGACCCGUCACCAGAUAUGGCCGUGGUAUGUCAUGUCGUAAAGUCAUUAUGACUUGAUACAUAGCUAAAGAAGAGACCCAACUCUUUGAUUUCAAACACGGGGGAAUCUUACAGUCUCCAAUCAAAGACAAAAUUAUUUUAUUCGUACGCGAUUCCGUACCUUUGGUGAGAAUGAUAUGAAAAACACUGUUGAAAACUUUUCCGUGGAAAAAAAUGCCCGGCCCUAUUGUAUACUUACAGAUAUGGGUCUACAGGAGAGGCUGUGGCAAACAAAAGCUUAGAGAACGCAUACUAUAAUCAUUUGUUCGUCCGACAUUCUGUCUUACAUGUAAGACAAUGUAUGACAUUUCAAACUACACACCGUCAUGACUGUCAAUACAUGCUUAAUCUCCCUGCUAAAUUUCAAUAUGUUUGAUGCUGCGGGAGUUGUUGGCUACGGAUGACGACUGCUUGGGUUACAAACUUUCCUGGUGGACCCCUGAACCAGGGAUCGGCCAGGCCUAGGCAAGGAUAAUUUGAACUAGAACUGCUUUUGUCUAGGCUUUGCAUCAACAAGGUUGAAAUAUCAAGAGAACAUAUAACAUGAAAAGACUGUACAAACAAACAGUCUAUGGAUGGCCGGAUACGUAGUCUAAGAAACGUCAAAUACAUAUCAAGACUCGAGAUCACGACCUUAGGGAUAGGGCUAUAGAGUACUGUACACCCCCCCCCCCCCCCCCCGGGAAAUUUACGAUGAUAAAUUGCGAUGAAUAAAAGUUCUGGGGAAGAAGUUUGUUAUGAAAUUCCCAUUCCGCUUAAUCAACUUCUCGGUCCAGCCUCGGUUGUGACUUGCCUACUGAUGUAAAUUAGACAGGUGACAUACUGUACUGAACUGAGGUACGGUUUAUGUUAUGUGGAUUUUUUCAAAUUCACGAAUCUUGUCAUCGAUUUUAUUGAUUGUCAUAAUCAAUAAAAUCGAUGCAGCGAAAAGAGUACGCCAGGAUAAAAGACAAUGGACUGAUCAUAUAAGUACUAUUCUUUCAUGCAAUAAAAACAAAACAAUGGAUGGAGUUCAAAUGCGACAAUGUGAGCGAUGAGUUAUAGAACUGUAAUAUAUAUUCACUAUUCUCAAUGAGACGCUUGAGACGCCAGCGAAUAGGACGGGCUACGCAAGAUGAACGAAGAACGAAAUGUGUUAAUGGCCGAGUUGAGUGAUAUGCAGUUGGUCCAUGUGAUAUGUGAUAAAUUGAUCCAUAUUUUGUUUUACUUGAUAGCAUUAUUUGUGAUCGACCGAAUGAGUUGUCAACUAUCCAAUUAUCCAAUUAUUCAAUUUCAUCAGUCAGUUGACCAAAUUGAAUAGCCACAAGUAGGUCAACAGGCUGAUUGGCUAUCUCACCUUGGCAUUCCAGGUUUGGUCGCCUGGCUAGUUAUUUGGCGUCGGCGGAAAGUGGUCGCAAAGAGUUAAACUUAAGGGGCUUAGUGAUUGAUAUACCGGUCGUUUUACAGUUGGCUGAAUAAAGGAUUGAUUAAAAUUAUCAUGGAUAUGAAUGAUAAAUUCAGCUCUGCAAGUUGUCGAAGCAAUAAAUAUUUUAGAUUUUUUAAGCGUUACUAUUUUAUUUUCUAUCCAAAUCUUAUGGCCUUUAUAUAUUGUAAAACGAAUUGUCCAAACGUAUCGAUUACUUUUAUUCCUCUUGCAGUCAAAGACAAUAUCAAUUUAUUUCGAUAUGGAGCGUCACAUUGGACACGAUCCCGUUUCGAUUGUUCCAUGCAUUGUGCGAGGUAUGAAGGUUUCGCCGGUUUUAACCUUCGGAUGAGGAAGGCACAACACUUUUGUAGGUUUAUGACGUGGUCACCUUGUCGGAGGAAAGGUGAAUCACGUGGCAAGGAGGAAAGAGUGUGGGUAAAGAAGGUAAUAGCAUUGUUUGUCGCACCCUCACAACAUUAAGUCGCUGUAGAGUGGUCUAGCAGCUUUGGGGCCUCUGAUCUGCUGGCGGUCAAUGGGUCACCGAGUCGAACUCGCAGUCGGCGAGACUCUGAUUCAUAAAGGCAGUGUUUGUUUUCUAAGCUGCCUGAUUUCAUUCAUAUACAAAUGUUCAGCAGUCGAAAAUGCUCUUGUCGCAGCCCCGAAUGGGAUAUUGUACGAAGCUGGAUGUUAACCUCUGCACGGCAAAAGUGUCCAUCCAUGGAUCUGUGACGGUGAUUAAUCAUCAAGUGUUCCAUCCAUGGAUCGAUGAAGAAUCUUUAUUAGAGAUCUACGGAUGGAACGACAUAGUCGUAUCUACCAUUGGCCCAUCAUUGUACUAUCCAUGGAAUCCGUAUUAGACAUGUUAGAUUGAUUGGAGCAUGAAUCGAUUCACCUACUUUACCCUUCCCAAUGUGUAGACGAAAUGAUAUUUAUUUGUUCCAUGUUAUUUGUCUUGUUAAAAGUUUAGAUAAGUUAAAGUGAAAUCAAUGGACACUCUAUGAUCGGAAUGAUUAGAGUCCUUCAUCAUUUUAUAGGUGCAGGAGCAAGGAAAAGCGAUAAAGCGGAUGAGUUACAAAGAUGUCAAAAUUCGGCCGAAGUUUUUACAUCGAACUUCAGGAUUUUUAGCAAUUCAGGUACUGUACAACAGCUUGACAAACGAGUUCAUUUUGGUCGAUAUUCAUCAUCACCGCACUGGCUUUCAUGCUGUGGUAACGAAAGGGGACCGUUACGACACACAGAAACUAUUCUCGAUUUCUAGAACGUUUUAUGCCUUUAAAGUAAUUAAUGGCAGCUUAGUGGACACGAAAUCAUUCUGUGUUAUUGACUUUCAAAAGAGGAAAGUCACUGGUUAUUAUUCGGUAGAACAUUUAAGUCAGCAAGGAAAAGGGAAAUUUCAAAGAAUAUACCGACUUGCUCGACCCGAUUAUUCUGACCAAGCCUUUGUCGUCUACUCCAUCAGGAGGAAUCGAGCCAAACGUGUAGUGUUUGGUGUUUUUACUGUUGUUGAAGAGAAAGGAAGAGGUCAGGAGAUCAACUAUGUGAAUAAAUACGGAAGAGAGCUGGAUGUGUACAUGAACAUUCCCGGAAACACUAAAUUUCAAAUUCACA
Lineus longissimus is the source of this 4800-nucleotide messenger RNA. RefSeq lists its product as uncharacterized. Lineage: Eukaryota; Metazoa; Nemertea; Pilidiophora; Heteronemertea; Lineidae. The transcript has 5 exons. The coding region runs from base 1 to 1188 and encodes 395 amino acids. The record is from RefSeq and is a predicted model, not a curated record.